This is a messenger RNA of Caenorhabditis remanei, 1260 nucleotides long. RefSeq lists its product as uncharacterized. Bases 1 to 1260 code for a protein of 419 amino acids. The record is from RefSeq and is a predicted model, not a curated record. NCBI's taxonomy places the organism in Eukaryota, Metazoa, Nematoda, Chromadorea, Rhabditida, Rhabditidae. The transcript has 3 exons.
AUGUCUCGUCUCGCCGGUCGUGUCACUUUUCCUGGCGCCUCGGAUUCUCAGGAGCAGGACCAACCGACGUCUUCUUCCACCUCCAAUCGUCCCCAGAAUCCACGUGGCCCGCCUAAAAAUCGAUAUGCAGACGAAGAAAGAUCAAAGCCACGUGGCAAAGGCAACGUUCGGUAUCAAGGAACGUAUAGUGAUAAAUUCGAGACGUCGGAGAGGGAUUCUGAAGGCCGGACGUCACAAAAUAUGGAAAAUCGACUUCAGAAGCAGUCCGACAGAGAUUCAGAAUUCAGAAGACCUCAGAAGUACGAAAAUCGACGCCAGGAGACGUCGGAGCGAGAUUCUGACUUCAGAAGGCCUCAGAAGACGUCGGACAGAGAUUCAGAAUCCCGGCGUCAACAAACCCACCACCGUAAACCGACGCAACGUGUAGAAGACGUGAUGCCUUCUGAAGAACUUCUGGAAAUUGAAGAUUUCAUUGAGCAGAUUAGCGAUUUGAACAUUCGAAAUGAUCGAUCCGCAGCCCAGAUCAAACGAAACAUCCUCGCAUCACAGGAUCUUAUCGAUACGAUGUCUUCGGAUGAUUGGGAAAAAGUGUGCAGAUCGAUGUUGACGACUGCGUUGGAUCAAGGGGAACCCGAGUUUAUUGCUGAUUUGAUCGUCGCGCUUUUCAACAACCGAAUGUUCUCCGCAGUGAUGUCCGACGAACUAAUGGCUCAAUCGUCCGACCACAUAAUUGAGAACGACGAGAAACCGAUUCCCGCGCUGCUCUCAGCGAUUCUCUGUGCUCAUUGGCCGCGUCAAUACGCGAAAGCAUUCGACAACAUCAAUCCGAUACUGUAUACAGUCGUUUGUAUAGUCAAAGGAUGGAUUGAAGUGGUGAAUGAGGAUACGGGAGUCUUCUAUAAAGAAGAGAAGAAGAGACCAGAGUAUAAGAGUAUGAAUCGAGAUGAAUCAAAAGACGUCGCGGCUCCAGAACCCGAAGAACCCAAAGAAAUCAUUCCGGAGACGCCGGAAAUGGUGAAUUGUUGCGCCGUGGCACUAUCGGAUCUCUGCGAUACGGCUCAACGUCAGUUAUGGGUUAAUUGGAUGGCAGUGACAGAUGAGAUAUAUCAAUGUAUCAAACCAUCGAUAACACAUAAUCAGAAUCUGACUGGAGACGUCAAGGCGAGACUACUCGACACGUUUAUCCAGAUGAAUCAAUGGACGAAGAAUCGACAAGCUGGGAUAAAGCACGCUGGAGUGCAGACAGUGCCGACGGCCUAG